UUGGGGCGCCCUCCGCGCAGGACCGCGGCCGGUUCUUCCAGGCGCGCAUGUUGGCGAAGGACGAUGGCGGGUCACGAGUGCGCUCAAGCACGCAGGCGCUGCAGGCUGCGCGUGUGCAUGGGGACGUACACGGAAGCCUCAGAUCCAUAUUGUCAGAGGCACAAUGUGCUCUUAGGGGUCCAUAGGACAAGUUCUGUCUUCUACGGAUCAUCUCGUGUCAGUUUGGAGGAAAGGACUGAUUCCUUCCCCUCCCCCCGGUAAAUGCCCCCCUGGAAAGGAAGAGCGUCUGUGUGCAGGCAGAGCCUGAGCUGGAAACCAAGAAGUUCUUGACAUCUCACCUCUGCCAGGUGAUCUCAGGUGGCCAUGGUGGAAGUCCAGCUGGAUGCUGACCACGACUACCCACCGGGACUCCUGAUCGCCUUCAGUGCCUGCACGACGGUGCUGGUGGCCGUCCACCUCUUUGCCCUGAUGGUCAGCACUUGCAUCCUCCCAAACAUCGAGGCCGUCAGCAACGUCCACAACCUCAACUCGGUCAAGGAGUCCCCCCACGAGCGCAUGCACCGCCACAUCGAGCUGGCCUGGGCUUUCUCCACCGUCAUUGGGACUCUGCUCUUCCUGGCCGAGGUGGUCCUCCUCUGCUGGGUGAAGUUCCACCCGUUGAAGAAGAAGACCGCCGAAGGCGGGAAGGCCAGCAACAUCACUGAGACCAUCUCCGCUGGCGAGGCUGCGGCCAUCACCUCAACCUCCAUCAUGGUUCCCUUUGGGCUAAUUUUCAUAGUGUUUGCGGUCCACUUCUACCGGUCAUUGGUAACUCACAAGACGGACCGCCAGUUCCAGGAACUGAACGAACUGGCCGAGUUCGCGCGGCUCCAGGAUCAGCUAGACCACAGAGGCGACACCCUCCCGCCUCCGGGCAGCCAUUUUGCAUAGAUACUCAAACUAUGAAAGUUUUGUUUUUGUUGUUUUUAAAGCCAGCCCAAAUGUUUCUACUGUGUUCUGUUGACUCCCUUCUUCAUGAAUUUGGCUGGCCUGGAAAGACAGAUUAGUAGUACUGCAUCCUAGCUCUCUAGUGCUUUUAAAAAUAACAGUACUGUAAUGAUUCAAUGUGCUGUUCUUGCAGUAUUUUGAAGGACUGGCACCCUGAGGUUCAGGUGCUGGAGAGGGGAAUUUGGAAUCUCUCCUCCUGCCGCCUCCUGACCUGUCGUCCAGAUCCUUGUCUUUCGACGCUGAUCCAUCAUGAGGGGAAAUGGACAUUCUGUCAGGUUGGGGGGUGGGCCUGUGGGGAGAAGGGAGGAAGUUAGAGGUUGUAAGGAAGUGCAGCAUUUUACUUUGACAUGUUUAGUAACUAGCAAUGUCCCGGGGGGGGGGGGGAGGUGUUUGCUUGUCAGAUUCAUGUUGUAGCGACCUGAAUGCAAACCUACUUGAGAGAAUCAAGGAGCAAUCUUUUGUUUUUGGCGUGAUCCUGGGUUUCUUAAAACCCCAGGAGACAAGUAAGAAGUGGGCACACAGCUCCAGGCAACAUCUCCCUGGAGGACAGAAAAGCUCUUAGCCCGAAAAUUCAGUUUCCAAGUACCAUGACUUGAGAGAGAGAGAGAGAGAGAGAGAGAGAGAGAGAGAGAGAGUUCUAGGCUGCAGGCCUAUUUAACUUUUCAGUUCUAUUUAACUCUUCAGUUCACUUGAGUUGAAGCAAAAUUGAAUACCGUAGGUAGAGAAACUGAGCACAUUGGCUUUAAGUUAGCAGAACUUAUACAGAAUUUGGCGUUCUUUCCUGCAAAACAUGGGUCAUCUCUGAACACAUUUUGGCUUUGUUUGUUUUAAAUAUUUCCAGCUCGUUUAUAUUCCAGGCCAGCACAUCCUAACUUUACUUACCUUUGAGUGAGCCUCUUUGAACGUAGUGAGCUUACUUGCACGUAAGCAUAGAAGAUUGUAGAACAGGGAUGGAGAGACCUGGCUGUUUAUUGGGCUUCAGCUCCCAUCAGCCUCAGCCAGCAUGGCCCAAUGGUCGGGAAGGACGAUGGGAGUGGGAGUCCAGUGACAUCAUCAGGAAGCCCCCAGGCUCCCACCCCACCCCUGGGUUUUUGGAGAAAGUAAGAGCGAUCCCCCCACCCCACCCCCGGUGUUAGAAUGGAGAAUACCAUGGCAGCAAGGAAUUGCUAUAGGCAGUGCUGUCCCUGGGUCAGAAGUUAAUUGUUCCCUUCAUUAAGGAAUUUGCAUUUUGGAAGUGUCCCAAAUUCCUUUUGAGUCUUGCUGCUUGGAGAUUUUGUUAUGCUAGAACUUUUAUACAGGACUCUUCCAGUGGCAGCUAGUAAUGGCAUCACUUGACCACCUCGGCAGCUGCACCGCAAAUAUCCAACCAUUUUCACUGCCUUGGUUAAAAUAGCCUUGGCAAACUGGUUCUGUUUCUGCAGUGUGUGCAGACCGUUGGUCCUGUGCUUCCCACCCAUAGAACCAAAGCCCUUGUUUACCUUUGGGAGAAAGUGUAUUUGGCUUAAGAGCCAAAGUGUUCUUCUGCCUGUUCCUGAGGGUCAGGCUCCGUUCCCAGCAGAGCUUCCCUGGGGGAACACUAUAGCCCAGAAUUAAAGACUGUUGUGAGUCAUUUUGGGGAUUUGAAAUGCAGUGUUUAAUUUAAAGCAAAGAAAUAAAUGCAGGAAAUAUACAGUACAAAACUGUUUAUUGUGAGGACCAUGCCUGUACACAAAUAUCAACACAACAAUCAUUAAAAAUGUUAAAAUUCAUUACAUGCUAUCCCAACGAAACCUUCAUCCCACAAAACAGGAAGAGAAGGAAAACAAGCAACGAGUUAAACAGACGAUGAAGGGGUCUUUACUUUUAUCAUCCAUAAAUCUUUCCCCGGCUUUCAUGGCCUUCAUCACAAAGACCGCUGCCACAUGGGCAAAUGCAGGAAACUGCCUUGUCACUGGGCAGAGUAGUUUUCAGUUUGGCGCAAUAUUGCCCCCUCUUCCUGGCAGCAGCUCUGCAGAGUCCCAGGGUUUCAAACAGAAGUCUGUGCCAGUCCCAGAUGGCGGGGAUUGAUGCUCUGCCCCUGAGCUAAGGUCCUUCCUUUGGACCUCUGCACAUGGUGCUUUAGAAAGCCCUUUGCCACGGGGCUUUUCAGCUCAAAAUAGGCAUGGGGAAACAGCAAGGGAGGCCAUGGUAAACAGGAAGAAAAUACGAAUAUGUGAUUGUUUCAGUUGCACAUACUUGGUUCCAGUAGGUAUUGUGGGUUGUUCCCAAAGGUUUGGCUUCACCCCCUGAUGACCCACAGCAACCUUCACCAACAUCUGGUGCCUUCCAGAUGUUGUUAGACCAGGCUUUCCCAAACUAAGGCCCGGGGGCCGGAUGCGGCCUGCGAGGCUUUUUUAUGCGGCCCCUGGCACCCCCUGCCGCCCACUGCUGCCGUGUGCUCUUAACGGCGCGGCUCCCCACUUUCAGGUCGCUGGAGCAUCGGAAAUAGCUUGUGCACAUGCACAAGCGUAAUUUCCGGCACACUUCUGGGUCGGAGGAGGCCCAUGCGCAUGCGCACAAGCUAUUUCUGCUGUUCCCGUGACCCGGAAGUGUGCUGGAAAUCGCGUGUGCACACGCGUAUGGGUGCACGCUCCCACGUGCUCCGGCCCACAGCACAAUUGGCGCUGGCGGCACUGGCCCUCGGCAACGUAAGUUUGGGGACCCCUGUGUUAGACUGACAUCUGGGGGUGGCUCCAGGUGGAGGCUGCCUGUGCAGGAUGGAUCCCUUGUCAAAUUCUGCCUAUAGCAAUUCCUUAAAACCACUUUUCCAGAGGGACCCGUGUGUUCACGUGUUGGCAGCAAAACAACAUACGGUGUUGUGGCUGCCUAAAAGCAACCAACACAUUUAUUAUGACAGAAGCUUCCAGGAACUGCAGUCGGCUUCGUCAGAUGCAAAACUGGUGUUUGCUUUGGUGUGCUGUGCUCUUUGAUGGCAAGAGGGAAGGAAGGCAGUGGAUGUGCUUUGUCCUUGCGCUCUCUCUCGCUCUCUCUCUCUCCCCCCCCCAAAAAAAAUUUACUGCUGGACUUAACAGGACUUUGAAGUGGACGUUUGGUGUUAAAAUUACUGCUGGACUCUCUGGGACUAAUUAACUGCUGUUUAUUUCUGCCUGGGAUGCUUGAAAGACAGUCUAGGAGGGUCUGGAGCUCCAGCUCAUCAGCGUUGCUGUCCGUCCGGUUUGAAGAAAUCGGGGAGUUCCACUUUUCGUUUUGGGUCUGUUUUCUCUUCCAAAGUGCCUUGCAUUUCCCCUCAGCAACUGACGAUACACUUGCUUUGGCAGUGUAUUCCUGCAGCAGGUUAACUUGCAGAAGUGAAGCACUUUUUACUCUUUUACUACUGAAGUGAACGCUGGAGUAAAGCUGCCCUCCAGAGACUGUUGGACUGCAGUUGGGGGUGGUGGGAACUGUAGUACCUGGAGGGCGUCAGGUUGAGGGAGGAAGUCUGCUGUAACCAUAGAUGUUUCUAGACUAUUCACUUGGCUCCAGAAGUGAAUAUAUAUUAUUAUUUAAAUAGCUUGGGGAAAUGUUUGGAUCAGGCACCCCCAAACUGCGGCCCUCCAGAUGUUUUGGCCUACAACUCCCAUGAUCCCUAGCUAACAGGACCAGUGGUCAGGGAUGAUGGGAAUUGUAGUCCAAAACAUCUGGAGGGCCGAAGUUUGGGGAUGCCUGGUUUGGAUCAACAAUUGGUCCCGAAAUGAGAGUACCUAAUUUAUAUCAUUUAUAUACCACUCUUUAAAACAAAAACAAAAAUGUAUGAAUCGGAUUCUGAUCUGUAAUUUGGCGAAGGGAAUCUGGCCCUCUAGGUGCUGCUUGACUACAACCGCCAUCAUCCCUGACCAUUGGCCAUUCUGGCUGGGGCUGGCAGGAGUUGGGAGUCCAUCAGCAUCUGGACAGCCACAUGCUCCCUAUCCCUGCAGUAAGGAAUCUGAAAGCUACUAGCUGUAUUUUUUUCUUCCUUAUGCAACCUCUUCUGUGGUGUCUUGGAAAAUAUUUUCAGGUUCUUUAGGAACAUUAAACUUUUGGAACUGAUGUGCGUUUACUUUUUGGCACACUGAAGUCUCUGUAUAGAAGUGUUUAUCAAGAAGGCUUUGAAAUGUAUUUUUGUGUUCUAUUUUUAUUUUAUUCUUAAGGGGCAAUCCUCAUUGCUUCGUUUUUGGAGUGUCAAAACACUGCUGUGCUCAGAGUUCUGGGCAAAUCUCUUCAGUGCUUGUGAUGGGAGCCUGGAAUGCGGGAUGUGUUUGAAUUGGAGGGUUAUUUCAGGAUGUGUGUGUGUGUGUGUGUGUGUGUGUGUGUGUGUGUGUUAUCAAAGUACUGUGUUCUUUGUGUGAUGGCGUUGCCUCUAGAAAAGGGGUGAGGAACCAGAAGCCCUUCAGGUGUUGCUAAGCUACAGCGCCCAUCAUUCCUGACCCUUGGCUGUGCUGACUCACUUACAUACUCUUUUUCUUUUUAAAGUCUCUAGCCCUCAUCGUUAACCAUAUUUUUUUUCACAAACAAAAUGGCCCUCAUCAUGAUAAGAGAGAUAAUGAAAAAUGCAAGAGUCGGAUUUAGAUAAAAGGCUCCCCACCUGUACUAAAAAAGGAGACACCCUAAAUUAUGUGCAUCUUCACUGAGCUAGUAAACUUCCCUAUGCAGGGCUGGAAAAAUACUUGAAAUCAGUAGAUGCCAGCACCAAUUUUUUAUGUACUCAAGUAGGAGGAACACCUGCCUUGCAUGCAGAAGGCUGCAGCUUCAAUCCCCGACACCUCCAGGCGUUGCUGCUUAAAACCCCAGAGAUCCUCUCCUGGGCAGCGUAGAUCAGGGGUUCACAAACUCUGUUCAGGUGGUUCUGCAGCAUGACUGUGGCUUUGUGACUAAAGACAGGAGGCGUUGCAUUGAAUGUGUAUUUUUAUGACUGCUUUUAUUUCCUAUAUACUGCAUUUCAUUGUAUUACAAUUUGCGUUCUUUGGAAUCAAAUCGCUAUACCAUUAAAUACAAUAUAUAAGGGCAGGGAAAGAGGCAAUAAAAUGCAAGUAAAACUCUUGCAGCAUUUAGCACAGUGGUCUGUCCAGAUGCUCUGCAAUUUUUAAGUGGUCAGGGGGCGGGGGCCAAUGAUGUAGACCAGGCACGUCCAACAGGUAGAUCGUGAUCUACCGGUAGAUCACUGGACAUCUGUGGUAGAUCACUGGCUCCCCCCCCCAAAGAAGCUCAACAACUUUGGCUCCCCUAAAAAAUGCUCAACAUUUUAGCCUUUCACCCCCCCCCCCAAAAAAAGAGGGCUUUCCUCCCACCUCAGAAAAGCUCAACAGCUCUGACCUGAAUCCCUAAAAAUGGGCCUUCCUCCUUCCUAAAAAAUCUCAACAACUUUGACCUGAACCCCUAAAAAUGGGGCUUUCCUCCUCCCUAAAAAAGCUUAACAACUUUGACCUGAACCCCCCAAAAGGGGGUGGAUCACUGCCACUUUUUAACUCUGUGAGUAGAUCGCAGUCUCUUUGGAGUUGGCCACCCCUGAUGUAGACAAUAUAGAGCUAGUUGAAGUGACUCUUCCUACGUUCCUUUAGAAGCCACCUGAACUCAUUCCAUUUCUCUCCCUCUCCUAGUGCUCUUCCGAUAUAUUUUUUAUUAUUUUUGUUUUUUGCAUUCAUGACAAUUUACCAACGAAGGCUGUUGUUAGAAUGUGGCUGGCGCUUGUGGGAUCCGCUCUGUGGAUCUCACACAUUCCUCUCCUAGGCUGGGUUUUGCAGAGAGAGCGAAAAGGGAGGAGAUGAGCCCAGGAGGAGAAACCCUCCCCAGCAGAGCAACUGAGGGACGCUGCAGGUCUCUUCCUACUCCCCAGAUUCCCGUUACCCAAAAGGAGAAGCAGGUGCCCAUUUUUUUUUUGCCGAACUUGCUGGUUGCCUGGCCCAACAACAACAACAACAACAAGGAAACGGACCCCUCUUCCUCCCUCCAAUCUCUGCAGGGCUUCAUCCUAGCUCUAUUUGUGUAGCUUGGGGUUGAAGACAGUGUUACAAAUGCAUUUUUUUUAGCUUCCUAAAGAGCUUAGGAGGAGUCAUGUUAGCCUGCAGCAAACACAACCGAAAGAGCAAGUUCACAGGACACACAGCCCAAACUUCCUGGAGAGGAGCUCGCACCCGCUUUGCUCUUCCCGGUCCUUUGUGCUGCCACGCUGAGCCAAGCCAGAGUUUUGGCUGAGCAGGUCGCCCACACGGAGCCUUGGGGUUCAGCCCUCUUCUUGCUAACCAUGGCCUCUAGCCAAGAGCAGUAGGUCUGCAGCGAAAUGGACCGGGGAGGAGGAAAGUGGCUGCUGACUUCUCUCCAGGAUAAUAAUAAUAAUAAUAAUAAUAAUAAUAAUAAUAAUAAUAAUAAUAAUAAUAAUUUAUUAUUUAUACCACGCCCAUCUGGCCGGGUUCCCCCAGCCACUCUGGGCGGCUUCCAACAAAAUAUUAAAAUACAGAAAUCCAUCAAACAUUAAAAGCUUCCCUAAACAGGGCUGCCUUGAGAUGCCUUCUAAAGGUCUGGUAGUUGUUGUUCUCUUUGACCUCUGGUGGGAGGGCAUUCCACAGGGUGGGUGCCACUACCGAGAAGGCCAUCUGCCUGGUUCCCUGUAGCUUUGCUUCUCGUAGCGAGGGAACCGCCAGAAGGCCCUCGGCGCUGGACCUCAGUGUCCGGGCAGAACGAUGGGGGAGGAGACGCUCCUUCAGGUAUACUGGACCGAGGCCGUUUAGGGCUUUAAAGGUCAGCACCAACACUUUGAAUUGUGCUCGGAAACGUACUGGGAGCCUGCAUGGAGAGAUCUGCACGGUCUUGCUAAGCCAGGCAACAGCAGCCAGGUAGCUUGGAGAUGUUUCAGACCACAACUCUCACCACCUGCCAAGCGAUGUCUUCACUGGUGCGAGUUGUGGUCCGAAAAAUCUGGAGGGCAGCAUGUUGGGAAGGCUGUAUGACUCACUGCACCAUGCAAUUCGGGUCACAGCCUUGUAUCGUAAAAUGUUUGACAGUUCAGUUUUGGCAGAAGCCACAAACCUGAUGUUUGAAGAGAAGGAUGCAGAGGAAAGAAAUAUAUAACCUUUCCUCAGAGAGAGUCGAGGCAAAACAAGUGAUGGAUGGGGUUGUCUGGUACACAUCUGUCCUCUGAAAAGGGAUACGGCAGGGGGCUGUAGCCAGCAGGGUGCCAGUCUUUUGGCUUCACUUUAAAAUAGUGAUUCACUCCUGUUUUCCUUCUGCAUGCAACGUAUGUGUACCUACCUAUCUGGGUCAGUGGCCUUUUCAUACACCUGAUGACUCUAUGAACUUAGAAGGUGCUGCCAGGGGCUUCUGUUGAUUUCAUUUCCCCUCUUUUAUGAUGAGUAUCAGGUGGGGGGCACGGACAAAAAAAGACUGUAUAAGAUACUGUAUAAGCUCACUCCCUUUUACACUGCAAGAGACCAGUGAGCCAAUACGGGGUGUAUUUUGAAGGUGUUGAGAUCAUCUUAAUGAGCUCUGCCUUCAGAUUAAGCCUGUAACCUU
Molecule: messenger RNA, 8487 nt
Organism: Zootoca vivipara (common lizard)
Lineage: Eukaryota; Metazoa; Chordata; Lepidosauria; Squamata; Lacertidae
Product: calcium release-activated calcium channel protein 1
Biological process (GO): store-operated calcium entry
Cellular component (GO): membrane
Molecular function (GO): store-operated calcium channel activity
Source: RefSeq, a predicted model, not a curated record